Molecule: messenger RNA, 1110 nt
Organism: Aegilops tauschii subsp. strangulata
Lineage: Eukaryota; Viridiplantae; Streptophyta; Magnoliopsida; Poales; Poaceae
Source: RefSeq, a predicted model, not a curated record
GGUCAUGGCCAUGGAGGAGGCGACAGCGACGGCGUUUGGCUUCCCGGCGGAGGUGCGGCCGGGGGCCACGCGGGUGGGGUGGGUCGGCAUCGGCGUCAUGGGCGGCGCCAUGGCCGCGCGCCUCCUCGCCGCCGGGUACGCGGUGACGGCCUACGCGCGCACGCCGGCCAAGGCGGGGGGCCUGGUCGCCGCCGGAGCGCGCCUCGCGGACUCGCCGGCCUCCGUGGCCGCGGCCUCCGACGUGGUCUUCACCAUGGUCGGCAACCCCGGCGACGUCCGCGCCGUCGUCCUGGACGCAGCCUCGGGCGCCCUCGCGGGGCUCCGCCCCGGCGGCGUGCUCGUGGACUGCACCAGCUCCUCCCCCUCCCUCGCGCGCGAGGUCGCCGCGGCCGCGCGCGCCGCCGGCUGCCACGCCGUGGACUGCCCCGUCUCCGGCGGCGACGUCGGCGCGCGCGACGGCACGCUCGCCCUCCUCGCCGGCGGGGACGAGGCCGUGGUGGCGUGGCUCGCCCCGCUCUUCGCCCACCUCGGCAGGCCGACCUGCAUGGGCCCGCCCGGCAGCGGCCAGAGCAGCAAGAUCGCGAACCAGAUCGCGGUGGCGGGCGCGGUGGUCGGCCUCGGCGAGUCCCUGGCCUUCGCCGGCGCCGCCGGGCUGGACGAGCGGCUGUUCCUCGGCGCGGUGUCCAAGGGCGCCGCGGGGUCGCGCGUGAUGGACAUCUUCGGCGAGCGCGCGCUGAGCCGCGACUUCACGUCCGGGGGCGCCGUGCGGUACAUCAUCAAGGACCUCGGCAUGGCGCUGGAGGUCGGCGACGGCCAGGAGGAGGAUGAGGUCAACGUGCUGCCAGGGUCGGCGCUGUACCGGCAGAUGUUCUCGGCCAUGGCGGCGAACGGCGACGGCGAGCUGUGCCUGCAGGGACUGAUCACCGUCGUCGAGCGCCUGAACGGCAUCCGCAAGUGAGGCAGAGCAGGUGUUCGUCAAAAUGCGGCAGCGGGAUAUGUAUCUCAUGGUCAUGUAUUAUUAGAUUUCCUGGUCAAAAUUCAAUAUCUAUGUCAUAUUUUUAACCAACGAUUUGUGGAUGCUAUCAUCGAUCAUACUGUUAUCAUGCUUUA